Pestalotiopsis fici W106-1 is the source of this 2112-nucleotide messenger RNA. RefSeq names its product E3 ubiquitin-protein ligase BRE1. Bases 1 to 2112 code for a protein of 703 amino acids. The transcript is spliced from 4 exons. Gene Ontology annotation, cellular component: nucleus; HULC complex. Gene Ontology annotation, molecular function: ubiquitin protein ligase activity. The record is from RefSeq and is a predicted model, not a curated record. NCBI's taxonomy places the organism in Eukaryota, Fungi, Ascomycota, Sordariomycetes, Amphisphaeriales, Sporocadaceae.
AUGGAGGACCGCAAGAGACCCGCCCUCAGUGCAAGCGACGACAUCGCUCCUCCCAGCAAACGUCAGCAAAUCAAUGGCGGUGCCAAUGUCGCCAAAGAUGACGAUGCGAAGGAGGACGUUUGGAUCGACGAAUACACAAAGGGCGCUAUUUACCGACAGAUGCAAGAAUACAAGCGCACAUGCAGUACUUUGGAGAUCAGGUUGGAAGAGAUGGAACGCCGUUCUGUACACCACGAUGACCAUCUUAGAGUAGUAGAUGCAUGGUGGGUCCAGCUCCUUCAAGAGCUCAAACUACUUGCCGAGAAGACGAUUCCAUUCCAGCCUGGAUCCGAGAAGGAGGCAUUCCCUACAGGCACUACAUUUAAGGAUAUGAAGGAGCUUGAAUCCCACCUCUCUGAAAAGGCAUCAAUCAUCCGAGAGAUGACUGAGACCAUCUUUGCCCGCAUGACUACGAACCGAGACAGCGAACCGGAUGUCGCCACUCUUGAAUCGCAAGUCAAUAAUCUUUUGGCCGCCCAGAAGGACUUGCUCGUCAAGGUUAAUCGCCUGACAUCCGAGAGAGAGGGCGUAUCAGAACAGCUCAACACUGCUACGUUGCGAUAUAUGAAGGCCGAGCGAAAGAUGGAUCGGCUACGGAGCAAUCAGGUACAAAAGCUUGAGCAAAAGGCUCUAGCAAGCUCUACCGCCCGCCCAGCGGGAGGCGAUCAGGAUAACGGUGUCGUGGAAGCUAAUGGCAACAGUGCAGAGCUUCAACUGAAACUCAAAGAAGCCACUGCUGCAGGCGACAAGCAGAAACAGCACUUGGAGACGGCCUUGGCGGAAAGCAAGAAGCUACAAGAAGAGCUCACGAACCUUCAGACCAAGCUCACCGGCCUGACGGAUGAAGACUAUGUUCGGACAGAUGCUUUCAAGUCAUUCAAAAGCCGCCAAGAAGAUUUGAUCAAAAAGAUCAAUAGUCUCGAACUCCAAAACAAGAAGAUGGCCGAGGCCAACAGCAAACUUGAGAGUGAACGUACAGCUUACAAGAAAAGGCUCGAAAGUGAGGCUCAACAAUUCACGUCAGAGCUUGAGGAACAGUUACAGCAAUCCGACGCAAACCUUGUCCGGAUUCGAGCAAUGCGCGACGAAGCUGUUCAAGAAGUACAGAAAUUACAAUCAAGCAAAGACUUGGAACGCGUUGCUUUAGAAGAACUGAAGUCACUGGUCAGCGCAAAUGAGGACUGGAUACGCCAAUUGGAAUCCCAGGUACAGCGGUUGACACCCAGCGAAGAUACCGAUAUGACUCCACGGCCUGAGAUAGACGGUCUCUCAGCUGAGGAACUUCGCGAGAAAUACAAGAAACUCCAAAAGGACUUUGACAGCAUCAACAAUGAGCUACCGGCAAUGGCGGCGGCGGUCAAGAAGUAUCAAAUUACCGCCAAUAAGAAGGUUCAAGAUGUGGUGCACGUGGAGGAACGUCUCACUACUGCUCUUGCGGAAAAGGGCAAGGCUAACCAAAAAUAUUUUGACGCGCGCCGGAAUCAUGAUGCGCUCACGGAGGAGUUGAAGAAAGUGCGCAUGCACAACUUGAAGAACUCGGAAGUCAUCUCUCAGCUCAAGGAGAAUGAGAUCCAGAACCGAGCUUUGGCAGCAAGUUUGGAGAAGCAGCUUGCCGACUUGAGGCAAGCAAAUGCCACCACGAUCUCAGAGAACAAGCGCACCGAGUCAAACAACGCGGAGAUUUUAAAGCGAUACGAGGCGCUCAAGACUCAGAUAACAGAACUGAACAAUCUAGCCAAGUCAAAGGACGCAGCCUCGGCCACAGCAAAAGAGCGCGCCUCAAUUCUGGAGACGGAAAACGAGAAGCUCAAGGUCCGCCUUGAGAGCAUGUCGAAGGAUAGGGACAAGUGGAAGACCAAGUCACUAAGCAACUCUUCCGAGGAGGAAGAGAUGCUCCGGAAACUUGCCACCUGUUCAGUGUGCCAUAACAACUUCAAGAACACUGCUAUCAAGACCUGCGGUCACAUCUUUUGCCGCACGUGUAUCAACGACCGUAUCAAUAACCGCAUGCGAAAGUGUCCCAACUGCAGCAAGAUGUUCGACAAGCUAGAUAUUAUGACUGUUCAUCUCUAG